CGCAGGGCGCAGGAGAUGGAGCCGCUGGAGGCCAACGGCACCUGCAGCAACGGGUCUCUGGUGACCCUUUCAUGCCUCUCCCACCGGGUUGUGUGCCGGGUGAUCAGCGAUGCUGAGCCAGCUGACUCUAUCCAGGACAAUGGAACUUCGGGUAACUUCUGGAUAACUCAACUGGAAAACAAUUAUGGAUUCUACAUUGGCCUGGGCUUGGCUGUUUUCUCCAGCUUCCUCAUCGGAAGCAGCGUCAUCCUCAAGAAGAAGGGGUUGCUACGGCUGGUGGAGAAGGGAGGCACCAGGGCAGGAGAUGGAGGCCAUGGCUACCUAAAGGACUGGCUCUGGUGGGCUGGCUUGUUAACCAUGGGUGGAGGGGAAGCUGCCAACUUUGCCGCCUAUGCCUUUGCUCCUGCAACUAUUGUCACGCCUCUGGGGGCUCUGAGCGUGCUCAUAAGUGCCAUUCUGUCUUCAUAUUUGCUUGGAGAACGGCUCAACCUGCUGGGAAAGCUGGGCUGUACGCUCAGCCUUGUGGGCAGCACGGUGAUGGUGAUACAUGCCCCAGAGGAUGAGGAGGUCACCACUCUGGAUGAAAUGUCUUCUAAGCUGAAAGAGCCAGGUUUCCUCGCUUAUGCUGCGAUCCUCUUGGCUGUCUGCCUCCUCCUGAUCUUCUACCUUGCACCCCGCUAUGGCCAGAGCAACAUCCUGAUCUACCUCACCAUUUGCUCUGUUAUUGGUGCCUUCUCCGUGUCCUCAGUCAAGGGCCUGGGUAUUGCCAUCAAGGGCUUCUUUGUUGGCCAGCCUGUGCUGCAGCACCCAUUGACAUGGAUCCUGGUCAUCACGCUGGUGGCAUCCAUCACUACACAAAUUAACUACCUCAAUAAGUCUCUAGACAUUUUCAACACCUCUUUGGUGUUUCCCAUCUACUACGUGCUGUUCACCACCAUCGUCAUCACAACUUCCAUCAUCCUCUUUAAGGAGUGGGUCACCAUGACCGUAGUCGACAUCAUUGGGACAGUUUGUGGCUUCCUCACCAUCAUUUUGGGGGUGUUUUUACUCCAUGCCUUCAAAGACAUGGAUGUCAGUUUAGGGAACCUACCACAAGUCCUCCAGAGUGGACAGCAAGCACCGGUCACCCGAGAUGACAAGAACAUCCUGAUAGAGGUGGACAACUCCAGCAUCACCCCAGAGGAUAAACCCAAAAUGCUUGCGUGAACUCUAAAAUACACACCAGUAUCUCAAAUGAAGGUGAGCGACAAGGACUGAAUGGUGCACGCCUGCUACUCCGACUCUGUUCAUCCAUCUUUAGUUACUUGCUCUGCAAAUAUGGGACAAGAAUAUUGGUGAAUACUGGCAAAACGUGGCGAAUUCUGGAAUGGGUGCUCAUUUAGGCUCAGUGACAGAACCCAAGCCAUGAAGUGUUUUUACAGGACUGUGGCAGAGAAAUCUUUUUCAGCUUUUGUUUCUUUGUGAGGUGCAGGAUUUUCCCUGCAGCACAGUGUAAAUGAAGUUUUAUGUGGGGUUUUGUUUGUUUGGGUUUUUUCCUCAGCAGCUGUGCCCAGGCUAUGUUGAUAGGGUUGAUGAAGCUGCUGGGCCUGAUACAAGACCUCAUCUGAGCGAGGGGCAGCCUCUGCUCAGGCUGGGGAGCUCUGGCAGAGGAAAUCUAUAAUCGGGAGAAACACUGCCACCACCUUCAAGACUUUUUAUGGUCUGUGAAAGUCUUUUCAGCCUGAAAGAUCAAGUGGCUCUUAAAAUUAAGUAUUUCAUUUCUUAGGAUAUGUCUUGACCCUGGAGAGUGCCCCAAUUGUUUGAGCCUCAUGACCUGUCCUGCUACCAUUUAAGUCCAAAAGUUUUGGGGUUUGUUUUUUGUUUUUCUUUUGGUUUUAAUUUUUUUUAGAGGGAUGUCUGAGCUGCAUAUUAAAAUCCAAACAGAUAUAAGUGGAUGAUGCUCUUCAGAGCUGUAGGGAUGCAGUUUAACCCAGAGUUGUCCCAUCCAUGCCUCUCCAUCUUUCUCAGUGGAUGUUACCUGGACUCUUGCUCACAGCUCACCUUCAAAACCCCCUUGGAUAUAUAUCAAGGGUGAGGAUGAAGGGAUGGGGGAAAUAACAUUUUGAGUUAGAAGGUGAAAAAGGGAGUUCAAAGUUUCUCCCAUCUUGCUGCUAGGUCUUACAGCAUGGAGAGGCUUAGAGCCCUUUGCUCACAGCAAAUCCCAAACCAGGAGCCACAAAGCCUGAGUUGGCUUUGCUAGGCCUCCUUGGGCGGGAGACAGCUCUGCCUGGGUUAGCCCUGGACCACAGCGCACACUGAUGCUGUCUGAGAUGCUGCCCUGCUUAUACCUGGGUCUGGGCAUCGCCGAGCAAAUGCAACUUGGGGUUGGAGGGGAGAGGAAUAUGCAAUCUCUUAUUUUA
Molecule: messenger RNA, 2399 nt
Organism: Athene cunicularia (burrowing owl)
Lineage: Eukaryota; Metazoa; Chordata; Aves; Strigiformes; Strigidae
Gene: NIPAL4
Product: NIPA like domain containing 4
Exons: 7
Coding region: 16-1206 (396 amino acids)
Biological process (GO): magnesium ion transport
Cellular component (GO): membrane
Molecular function (GO): magnesium ion transmembrane transporter activity
Source: RefSeq, a predicted model, not a curated record